AUGGGGGAAGAUGAGGGUUCCAGGGAAUCUAUUCUAACCAAUGAUCCCCAGGGUCUCGCCGGCAGCCCCGGCCAGCGGGCGCGGAACGGUCAGUAGGACCAGGACCGCUGGGUCCCCUGGGGGCCCCGGAGUUGGGAGGCGGCGUCCGGGAGCCCCCAUAGGAGGAUGGGCUGCGGGCGCAGCAAGCUGAACUGCUGCAAACCCCCCAAAAAGAGGCACCAAGAACCAGAACAGCCAUGCAGACCAGUGUCCCAGGAACUAGGCCCCAUCAAUGAGGACUCAGCCACAACUGCCCACCUCUGUGUAUGUGAGGAGACUGAGCAGCACCAGAAGGAUUUUACUAGAAUUCUCCAGCAACAUGAAGAGGAAAAAAAGCAAUGGGCACAACAGGUGGCGAAGGAAAGGGAGCUGGAGCUUCAAGAGAAACUGGCUGAGCAACGACUAGUCCUUGGGGAAGAGCAUGAGGAAGCCCUGCGAGUUCUCCAGGCCUCACAUGAGCAGGAGAAAGAAGCCCUCAUCAACUCCUUCCAGGAGACCAAGACAGCCCUGCAGGAGACCAUAGAUGAACUAACCUCACAGCUGCAGAUCUUCCAAGCCAAGAUGAAGAGGGUAGAAGAGUCCAUUCUGAGCCGAAACUAUAAGAAGCACAUCCAGGAUUAUGGGAGCCCCAGCCCAUUCUGGGAGCAAGAGCUGGAGAGUUUGCACUUUGUCAUUGAGAUGAAGAAUGAGCGUAUUCAUGAGCUGGACAAGCGGCUGCUCCUCAUGGAAACAGUGAAAGAGAAAAACCUAACAUUGGAGGAGAAAAUCACCAUCCUGCAGCAGGAGAAUGAGGACCUCCAAGUCCGAGGCCGGAACCAGGUGGUUGUGUCGAGGCAGCUCUCAGAGGACCUGCUGCUUGCCCGUGAGGCCCUGGAGAAGGAGUUGCAGUUCCGGCGACAGCUCCAGCAGGAGAAGGAGGAGCUGCUGUACCGAGUCCUUGAAGCCGAUGCCUCCUCCGCCUUCCCCCUGGCCUCUGUCACCCCCACCGAAGUCUCUUUCCUGGCUGCCACCUAG
Molecule: messenger RNA, 1053 nt
Organism: Chrysochloris asiatica (Cape golden mole)
Lineage: Eukaryota; Metazoa; Chordata; Mammalia; Afrosoricida; Chrysochloridae
Gene: CCDC69
Product: coiled-coil domain containing 69
Exons: 10
Cellular component (GO): nucleus; cytoplasm
Molecular function (GO): microtubule binding
Source: RefSeq, a predicted model, not a curated record